UCCAUUGAUUUCAUUAAUAGUGUAUUGCAAAUAAAGACAAUUAUUCGUAUGACUGAUAAGAUUUAUUUUGCAUGAAUAAAAACUUUAUUGGAUUCGUUUGCCAUUGAGAGAAAUCUUAUGGAGAAGUUUCAAAAACUUGAAAAGAUUGGUGAAGGGACUUAUGGAGUUGUGUACAAAGCUAAAGACAAAUUUACUGGAGAACUUGUAGCUCUAAAAAAGAUAAGAUUGGAGCACGAGGAAGAGGGUGUGCCUUCCACAGCUAUAAGGGAAAUUUCCAUUCUAAAGGAACUACAACAUCCAAACAUAGUGAGGCUUAGAGAUGUUAUCCAUCUUGACUCCAAACUGUACCUGGUCUUUGAAUAUCUCGAACAAGAUUUGAAACAUUUUAUGGAUAGUUUACCCCCUGGAAACCUGGACCCUCUUUUAAUCAAGUCUUACUUGUACCAGUUGCUGAAUGGAUUGGCAUAUUGUCACGCCAACCGAAUCCUUCACCGCGAUCUUAAGCCCCAAAACUUGUUGAUUGAUAAGAGAGGUUUCUUGAAGCUUGCCGACUUUGGCCUUGCAAGAGCUUUUGGAAUUCCUGUGAGACAUUAUACUCAUGAAGUGGUGACCUUAUGGUAUCGAGCACCCGAAAUUCUUCUUGGAGCACAAAGGUACUCCACUGCAGUAGACAUAUGGUCUGCAGGUUGCAUUUUUGCAGAGAUGAUAUUGCGAAUACCUCUUUUUCCUGGAGAUUCAGAGAUUGACGAACUUUACAAAAUUUUUCGUGCACUUGGUACACCUAAUGAACAAAUCUGGAAGGAUGUUUGUUCGCUGCCAGAUUACAAGACUACUUUUCCUUCUUGGUAUGUCCGACUGUUUGACGUAUUUUCUAAAUUGAUUUGGUUCAGGCCUCUUAGGCAUAUACGAGAAACUGUUCCGUUUGCAGAUGAAGCUGGUUUGGACUUGUUGUCGAAAAUGCUUGUUUACGAUCCAAACUAUCGUAUAAGUGCAAGAGCGGCGUUGACACAUCCUUACUUUAGUGAAAUUGCUCAAAAUGUUGCUUCAUAUGCCACAUACUUUUAGUCUUUGUUGUAUCAAUACAUCUUAAGUUUCGUAGAGUUGGUGUGAAUUUUGUCAUAUUAUAGUCAACCUUCUUCUUUCUGUCAUUCUUUUAUUCCGUUCUUAUGGAAAUGACCAUUCAUAGUAACACUUUUAUCGGGUCAUAGUGUUUGAUUUAGCGUUUUGUCAAUAAUAUCCUUGUAUUAAAAUGAAUACAUUUAUAACCUG
This is a messenger RNA of Galdieria sulphuraria, 1269 nucleotides long. RefSeq names its product cyclin-dependent serine/threonine protein kinase isoform 2. NCBI's taxonomy places the organism in Eukaryota, Rhodophyta, Bangiophyceae, Galdieriales, Galdieriaceae. The transcript has 4 exons. Gene Ontology annotation, biological process: G1/S transition of mitotic cell cycle; regulation of gene expression; protein phosphorylation. Gene Ontology annotation, cellular component: cytoplasm; cyclin-dependent protein kinase holoenzyme complex; nucleus. The coding region runs from base 118 to 1065 and encodes 315 amino acids. The record is from RefSeq and is a predicted model, not a curated record. Gene Ontology annotation, molecular function: ATP binding; cyclin binding; cyclin-dependent protein serine/threonine kinase activity.